AAAUAAUUUAAAAAAAAAAAAAAAAAAAAAAACCUCCAAUAACGAUCUCUGGCCAGGUGAGUGGUGACCGGCCGGCGUGUUACAGGACAACGAUGAUUGCCUGAACGGUAACAGAGAACUAAAGCUGUAUGGAAUCAACCGACCCAUUUUCUUCUUCUCCGUCCGUCAGGUCGUGGAGGACGGCCUUUCUUACCCUGAGGGACGAAACCCUAAUCUCACCUCCACCCACCAAUGUUGUCCAGUUACUUCAAAAUCUCAUUUUUUCCCAAUCCAGUACUCUGAUCGAGGUGUCCACCGACUUGCCCCCUCACGAGGUUACCUCGGACUUGAUGCUUCUGAUGGAAUUGGCUCAAAGCAUCUCCAGUUCUGAUGCAUAUAACGUUGUGGAAACCUGUAUGCAGUUGUCCCACUUGGUUUACAGCGUCAUCAACUGCAUUUCUAUCAAACUAAAUCAUGGUUCUUGGCCUCUUGUGAUUGACUUCUUAAGUAGUGUAGUAGAAACUUUUUUCCAAAAAGCUAAGACAAACAGGGCUUUUAUUAGCAAUGUUGCUAUAGUUACAUCCACAAAGCAGUGUUUGGAGAUUGCUAAACGCCUUUUGGAUGUUAACGAGCAAGCAACCACGUUAUCUGAAACCAAGCAACUGUUAGAUUUCCUUCUUAUUAUUGUUGUUUGGUUUCAACCACAGUUGAAAAAUUCAAUAUAUUCCAGUGACAAGAUAUUAUCUACAAAUGCCUGUUUGUGGGAAGUACAGAUGAUAGCUUUUACUAUGAUUGGUGAUCUAUACUCGAGAGCUGGAUCUUCUUUACCAGUUGAUGUUUGGCAAUCAACAAUUGAGGUUCUUAGAAGCAUUCUGGAUCUCAUGGCAUCUAAAGGUCCUCUGGUCGAAGACAGUGUAAUGGCGAUGUUUUACAACUCGUUGCUGAAUUGCCUGCAUUUUGUUCUUGUAGAUCCAAGAGGAUCUUUAUCAGGCCAUGUGGCAGGUCUUGUAGCUAUUCUUAAGAUGUUUCUCCAUUAUGGCCUUAAUAACAAAUCCAAUGUUGCAAUUCCAGUUGUUGAUCACAAUAAGUUUAAAUCUGUACACAAGAAACAGAACACGGAAUCAGCGAAACCAUAUAGGCCUCCACACUUGCGAAAUAAGAAUUUUAAAAAUCGCCAGCAGAUUGAUGAGGAAUCUCCCAGUUCUUCAGAAAGAGAUGAAUGCUUAACAUUUUUUCAUCCAUCAUCUGAUUCAGAAAAUAGUGAUAGCGAUGGAUCAGGGAAAGAUGGUUGCUAUGUUCGAUAUGCCAAGACUCGACUGGCUGCAAUUCUGUGCAUUCAAGACCUUUGCCGAGCUGAUCCAAAAUCAUUUACCACCCAAUGGACAAACCUCUUGCCAUCCAGUGAUGUUCUACAGCCAAGGAGAUAUGAGGCAACACUGAUGAGCUGCUUACUUUUUGAUCCAUAUAUGAAGGCCCGAAUCACUUCUGCCUCGACAAUUAGGGCAAUGUUGGAUGCACCUUCCUCUGUUUUUCUCCAGGUGGCAGAAUUCAAGGAAUCCACUAGACGUGGUUCUUUUACAGCUCUUUCCAGUUCUCUUGGGCAGAUAUUAAUGCAAUUGCAUACAGGUAUCUUAUACUUGAUCAAACAUGAAACUCAUAGUGGAUUGCUGGUAUCGUUGUUCAAAAUUCUGAUGCUCUUGGUAUCAUGCACGCCAUAUUCAAGAAUGCCUCCAGAGUUGUUGCCAACCAUCAUUUCUUCUAUCCAUAGUAGAAUUGAAGAGGGCUUCUCACUCCGAAGUGAUCAGAAUAUCCUAUUGGUAGCUGCAAUAAACUGCUUGAGUGCUGCACUAUCUUCAUCAGCAUUCUCAACUCUGGUUAAAGAUAUGCUUCUUGCAGAAAUGUCAGCAGGUUUUGUCACACGGAAAUCAGGUGUUUUGUCUGUCUUAUUUCAAUAUUCCGAACCAGAAACAAGCCCGUCAAUAAGUGUUGAGGCACUCCAGGCCCUUAAAACUCUAGCUCACAGCCAUCCGACCAUAACGGUUAUGUGGUGGGGAAGAGUUUCCUCUUUAAUGUAUGCAUAUCUGAGCUCAUCUACUGACAUACAAAAUAGAUCCUGGAGAGAUAAUGUGCCUGGAGAGAAAGUCAUCACAGCUGCCAUCAAGGUUUUAGAUGAAUGUCUUCGUGCAGCCUCUGGAUUUAAAGGAACUGAGGAUCUUUUCACUGAUAAGUCACUUGAUAGUCCAUUCACAUCUGAUUAUGUGAAAACAAAGACUAUUUCAUCGGCUCCGACAUAUGAGAUGGAGAACAAUGCACCAACUAAAGAUGAAGCUGAAACUCUGCAAGGAAGUGAACGGUGGCUUGAAGUAAUAGAUAGGCAUAUGCCUCUUAUACUAAACCAUUCUUCUCCCAUGGUGAGAGCAGCAUCAGUUACAUGCUUUGCUGGAAUAACAUCUUCUGUAUUUUUCUCUUUGCCAAAAGCAAAACAGGACUUCAUUCUUUAUUCCUCUAUUAGUGCUGCUGUCACUGAUGAAGUUCCUUCAGUUAGGUCAGCUGCUUGCCGUGCCAUUGGUGUAAUUGCUUGCUUUCCACAAAUUUUUGAUAGUGCAGAGAUCCUCGAAAAGUUUAUCUGUGCUGCUGAGCACAAUAGCCAUGACACUUUGGUCUCAGUGCGUAUAACCGCUUCCUGGGCUUUAGCAAAUAUAUGUGAUGCCCUUCGCCACCAUGUUAAUGUACAAAGCUUUAACCAGCAUUCUUUGGAUUCAAAGGCGAGUUUUAAAUGGAUCUCAUUGCUAAUUGACAGUUCUUUGCGACUUGCAAAAGAUAAUGACAAGAUCAAAGCAAAUGCUGUGAGAGCUUUGGGGAACCUUUCAAGAUUUGUUCCAUUGACAAGUAAUUCCAGUGCUUAUUACAGACCGAACAAGUGCACGGGACAUCUAAUGCAUAGCUCUGUACAAAGUUUCCAGAUAAGUGAUGAUCCAAGGAACAAUCCGAAUUCAGAUAAGAAACUUUUGGAAGAAUCACAUUGGCUGGAAAAGAUGGUCCAAACAUUUCUUUCUUGUGUUUCAACUGGAAACGUCAAGGUUCAAUGGAAUGUUUGUCAUGCAUUGAGCAACUUAUUUUUCAAUGAAACAUUAAAUUUGCAAGACAUGGACUGGGCACCUUCAGUCUUUAGUAUUCUUUUGCUGCUGCUCCGCAAUUCCUCUAAUUUUAAGAUCAGGAUACAAGCAGCUGCAGCUUUGGCUGUUCCAGCAACCAUCAAUGAUUAUGGCAGAUCAUUUGUUGAUGUCCUUCAAGGCAUAGAACAUGUCAUUGAGAAUCUAAGGACAGACCAGAUUUCGGCGCUGUCAAAUUUGAAGUAUAGGGUUGCACUUGAAAAGCAGUUAACCUCAACUAUGUUGCAUGUGCUUGCUCUUUCUUCACAAAUUGAUGAUCAUGGUGUACCUGAGUUUCUUGGCAAGAAAUCAUCGUUUCUCGAGGAGUGGUUUAAAGGGCUGUGCUUGUCUUUGAGGGAGUCAAACAAUGAGCUUGAGGCUGAAUAUACUUCCAACGCGGAACAAAAGAAGGACAUAAUAUGCAGAGCAAUUAAGUCGCUUAUUGAGGUUUUCGAAGCCCAUAAUCUUCAGGCCAUUGCACAGAAGUUUUACAAACUGUCAAACAACUUGUGAUGAAUCUUCACAGCCAUCUAGUUUCCUGUCGUCUGGUGGUGAGUCAUCGCUGGUAGAACUUCUUCCAGCAGAAUAUGAAGAAGAUCUUAAUUGUGGUGAUGAAUUGAAUUCGAGGCUUUUCGCCCUUUUUCAUUCUGUCCUCUUUGGCCUUUGCAGUGUGUCUUGUAUAAAGCUUCAUAGAGCUGUUUUGUUCUUCAUGUCAAUGGAUCAACCACAACAAAAGUCAUAUUAUAGCUACAGGCUUGGUGUUCCCCCCUAUGUGUGAUGUAUUUUGCUAGAGUUUGUACAUAUUGUAAUGCUGGUGUUUUGAUUCUUUACCAAUCCAUUUAGUCAUAAGCUAAUGUCCUUUAUUCCAAUGUA
Molecule: messenger RNA, 4004 nt
Organism: Ipomoea triloba (trilobed morning glory)
Lineage: Eukaryota; Viridiplantae; Streptophyta; Magnoliopsida; Solanales; Convolvulaceae
Product: HEAT repeat-containing protein 6
Exons: 27
Coding region: 129-3644 (1171 amino acids)
Source: RefSeq, a predicted model, not a curated record